This is a messenger RNA of Triticum aestivum (bread wheat), 2214 nucleotides long. RefSeq lists its product as uncharacterized. The transcript has 6 exons. Gene Ontology annotation, biological process: meristem maintenance; meristem development. The coding region runs from base 31 to 1143 and encodes 370 amino acids. NCBI's taxonomy places the organism in Eukaryota, Viridiplantae, Streptophyta, Magnoliopsida, Poales, Poaceae. The record is from RefSeq and is a predicted model, not a curated record.
UGGGCUUACAAGUGGGAUAUCGUUUCCGAGAUGACGAACGAUGUCAAUCUCAUGUACCAAAAGUACAUUGCCGAGUUGGACACGAUUACGCCUGAGCAAGUGGAAUGGCAGCCAUAUGGCGCGGGUGAGAGCUUGGGGUACACCGUGGACUUCCGCCUCAACCCGAUGUGCUUGCGGGAUAAGGAUCUCUGGCUUAUGCGGUGCCCAUUGAUAUGCAACUGGGCGGUUGAGUUUCAUUUCCCGCAUCGCGUGUAUCGUCAGUUUGGUCUUUUCCAGCCUCACCCGCCGGAUUGGGUGGACACGGAUAAAGCACUUCAUAGGUUGGACAGGAGAAGGCAACGGAAGAUAAAGGACUGGGCCAAGCAUCAUUCUGCGUAUGUUACUCGCUUCCAGCUUUGUGUGGAGCAAGCUCGUAGCACUGCACGCGCCCCGCUUUGUGAGCACAACUCACUUGCUUUUGAUAACUACGUACGAUGGUUUAUUGGAACUACUCGAGUUGAGAUAUGCCCGCCGGCAUAUAAUGAGGAUAUUCUUGAAGAACCCGUAAACUUUGAGGAUCUAGCAAAGGGGAAGUACAACAGAGAUGUUAGGCUAGGGCAAGGAGUGCCUGCUGUUCCGGUGAUUAACUAUGUGCGCACCGAGAUCAAGAAAGCAGCUGAUGAGAGCCAGUCUAUUCUGGAGAAGACACCGGUUGGAACUGGCAAUGAUGAUGGUUCACUACGAGCAUUCCUCAAGCGUCAGGCCAAGAAGUUAAGGCGGUCAUCGAACCUUCUCGGUUGCCGUGAUCCUGAAUAUGAUGAACCAUCUGCCUCUAGGUCUGGUACACCAUCAGACCCCGCACCCCACCAUGAGGGGGGCGAUGUGAGUUCCUCAUAUGCUUAUGUGGAUGAUGAGGGUGGGAUCACCCAAGAGGUCAAAUAUGUGAUUUCCGCCAGGAGCGCAUGGGCAUGGCUCUGGCUCUGGCUCCUGGAUCUGGGAACGUGGUCGCCGGCCGGCAUUGAUGGCUCCUCCUCUGCAUCCCCAAGGGCGCUCUCCACCAGGCACCAGCCCAUGCCCAUGCCGACGGCGGCCGGCCGCGUCGCUUUCCCUUGGCCUCCUGCUGCUCUCGGCUCGGCCUGCCCAUGUAGCGGGGCUCCAGGUUGACGAGACGGAAGGACCAAGUGGUGCUCGUCAAAUCACGUCAAGCAAGCGCGCCGCCCGGCUUUGCCUUGAACGUCCGUCCGUCCGCCACCCUGCUGCCACUACACCAGUAACACCACUGGCUUCUUGUAUUUUUUUAUUUCAACAGUGAUCACCUUUAAAAUACAUCCUUCUUUCAUUUCGAAUUACUUGUCGCAGAAAUUGAUAGAUCCGGGACGAAGGGAGUUUGUGUUGUGCCACUCUUCCCUGUCACCCAGCUAGCUGCCGUCCUAUCGGUACUUUUCUCAAAAUUCUGGGUCCAGUUUUCAGUGGGGGUCUUCUGAAGAUUAUAGUUAGUAACGACAUUUUCAGUAUUUUAGAGUGUAGAUUUAGUCGUUUUGGUCCGUAUCUAGUCCACACCUAUAAAUAUGUAAAACAUCUUAUAAUUUGGAACGGAGUGAGUACAAGCCUAACUGACGUAUAUAUUUGUACUAUCAUAUGGUGACAUGGAGGAAGCAACGUUAGCAAAAGCAAAAGGUCGUCUCUUCUUGUGAGAGUCUCAAAAAUACUAUCAACGACCCUUGUCUACGAGUCCUAGUGUCUUGAAGCAUACGGGUAAUUGGCAGUAGUUGAUAUGUAGAUCCAGAUGCAAAUCGCAGGACAAGUUGAGAACAAGUUAGCUUUCUCACCGCUUUCAAACUGCAGGCACGCGCCGUUCGUCGGUCACUGUAACGCCCUCGAUGCGGCUAUAUCUCCCACGUAUCGAAGCACGAUUUAGAGGCAUAACCGCAUUGAAAGCGAUAUCGCAAGUGAGGUAAUCUUCACACAACCCAUAUAAUACAUAAGGAAAAGAGAUACAUAGUUGGCUUAUAAUCGUCACUUCACACAAUACAUGAAUAAAGUAUUACAUCAUUCAGAUAUAAUCAAGAUCCGACUACGGAACCAAAAUAAAAGAAGACUACCCCAAAAGCUACACAGAUCCCCGAUCGACCCCAACUGGGCUCCACUACUGAUCGACUAGAACGAAACAACAUAAAGGACAAGAUCUUCAUCGAGCUCCUCCUUGAGCUCGGUUGCAUCACCUGGAAUGGCAUC